Molecule: messenger RNA, 2160 nt
Organism: Closterium sp. Naga37s-1
Lineage: Eukaryota; Viridiplantae; Streptophyta; Zygnematophyceae; Desmidiales; Closteriaceae
Source: the annotation of a GenBank genome assembly
AUGCAUCGACGCAAGGCGAUAUCGCCUGCAAGUAUAGCAGACAGCAGCGGCGUGAUUCUUCUACUGCUGCUGGGCUCUGCGCUGCUCAGCUUCCCAAGCGCCACAGACGGCGCGAGACACACGACGCUUCGGUCGCAGGGAGUGGUAUCGAGCAGCCGGACCAUAGCGCACACAAUCUGGACGUCAGGAAGCACGUUCCUUCGCGGCAAUGUCAACCGCGACGGGAAAAGGACCAACACUGGCAGCACUGCAGUUGGCGCUACAACCGCCACUGCUGGCGCCGCGGCUACAACCGCUGCUGCUGGGUCCGCCGCUGCUAACACCGCAGCUACGGGAUCGGGGUGCGCAGCGUCGGCGCUGGAGGGUUUCACGUGGUCGGCGGCGCUGGGGUCCACUGGACUCACGCUGCAUUGGCGCGCAGUGGACGCGUCGCGCCUCGCCUUGGCGCUGGAAGCGGCGGGCGGCAGCGCGGCGGCGGCGGGGUGGUUCUCCGUGGGGUGGUCGGCGACGGGCCGCAUGGCGGCGUCCGACGCCGUGGUGGGCAAUCUGGCGGGCGGCGCCGUCAAGGCGGUGUACAUGAGCGGCACGGCGGAGAGCGACGUUCAGCCCACAAGCAGCUUCGAUAUUGGGAACGCGGAGCUUGCCACGUCACCCUCUGGAUCCACAAUUCUCAAGUUCAACCGCUCGGCGGGAGACGGGUCGGUGGCGGUGAGCGUGCAGGGAAGCAACACGCUCGUGUGGGCGCACUCUAGCGACGGCUCGCAGACGCUCGGCUUCCACGGCGACUAUGAUGGCGCGCUGCAAGUGAACUUCGCGUGCUCCUCUGCCUCGUCCGGAGGGGGAGGGGGUGGCGGCACUGGUGGGGGCACGGGGGGAGGCACUGGCGGGAACAAUGGGGGGGGUAAUUACGGUGGUGGUAAUGGCGGUGGUGAUAAUAACGGGGGGAAUGGAGGGGACUACAACGCUGGAGGUGACAAUAACGGGGGGAGCGGGGGAGACUAUGGGGGUGGCAACGGCGGGGGGAGUGGUGGUGGCGGAGGGAGCAGUGGUGGGGGCGCAGGAGGCGGAGGAAGGGGAGGCGGUGGGGGGGACUGCAGGGGAGGGCCUGUGGGCGGUCGUGGGGGACCUGGUGGGGGACAGGGGGGGCCUGGGGGCGGUCAGGGCGGACCUGGGGACGGGCAAGGGGGUGGUGGUGGGGGGCAGGGGGGAUUUGGGGGCGGGCAGGGCGGUUCUGUUGGAGGACAGGGCGGACCUGGGGCCGGGCAGGGGGGAUCUGGGGGCGGCUAUGGUGGCGACUACAGCAAUGGGGGGAGCUACAGCGGCGGUAAUGGCGGAGGCAACGCAGGCGGAGGUGGUUACUACAGCGCUGGAGGAGGAGGCGGGGCUGGUGGCGCCGCUGGUGGCGCUGGGGGUGCUGGUGGUGGGGGCUGUGGGGGAGGGCAAGGGCAAGGCGGGGGACCUGGGGGACAGGGCGGACCUGGGGGUGGACAGGGCGGAGCUGGGGGGGAUUAUGGUGGGGGGAGCAACGGCGGGGACUAUGGGGCUGGUAAUGGCGGUGGUGACUAUAGCGGGGGGAAUGGAGGGGACUACAACACUGGUGGUGACUACAGCGGGGGGAACACUGGAGGGGGCUAUAGUGGCGGCAAUGGAGGUGACUAUAACGGUGGGAGCAAUAGCGGUGACUAUAAUGGAGGGAGCUACAGUGGGGACUAUAGCGGAGGGACGGGCGGCAGUCAGGGAGGCUCAUCUGGAGGCGGUAUGAGUGGCGGGGGAGGCAUGGGCGGGGGAGGCAUGGGCGGUGGUGCUGCUGGCGGUGGUGCUACUGGCGGUGGAAUGGGCGGGCCUGGGGGAAUGACUGGCGGAGGGGGCGUGGGAGGAGGAGGCAUGGGAGGUGGAGGCAUGGGAGGUGGAGGCAUGGGAGGUGGAGGCAUGGGAGGAGGAGGCAUGGGGGGAGGAGGCAUGGGAGGAGGAGGCAUGGGAGGAGGAGGCAUGGGAGGUGGAGGCAUGGGAGGAGGAGGCAUGGGGGGAGGAGGCAUGGGAGGAGGAGGCAUGGGAGGAGGAGGCAUGGGAGGAGGAGGCAUGGGAGGAGGAGGCAUGGGAGGAGGAGGCAUGGGAGGAGGAGGCAUGGGAGGAGGAGGCAUGGGAGGAGGCAGGCCUUAG